AUGGCGACCCUGGAGAAGCUGAUGAAGGCUUUCGAGUCCCUCAAGUCCUUCCAGCAGCAGCAGCAGCAGACGGUGGAGGGAGUGGCCGGGAGGGCGGGCCGGGGACACCGUCCAAUGGGAGAGCGGGGUCCCCUCCUGGGCGUCACCCUUGCUUGGGGCGUGGAGGGGACGGAGGGGACAGGAGCUGCGGGCCGAGUGGUGGUCCGGGGAGAGCUGCCCGCCCCGGCCGAGCGGGGAGGCCCGCAGACGGGGGACGGGGAGGGGACCCCCGUGUUAAAAGUACAGAUCGGGCAUGACCUCCCACGGGUGCUCCCGGGAGAUCGUGCCACGCAUGCGCAGGACUUCCCGGGCCAGCAUCCACCACAUCAGACCCACAGAACGCUUGAGCUGAGUCUUCCCAGCGUGGGCUUGGCUGUGCACAGGCAGUUGGAAGGUACCUGCGGAGUUUCUCUGCCCUUGCCUCCGGGGACCCGGAGUGUCCACCCGCCUCCCGGGGACCCGGAGUGCCCACCCGCCUCCCGGGGACCCGGAGUGCCCACCCAGGGCAGGCGGAGACUCCCCUGUGGGCAGCUGUGGACCCCAGCCCCUGACAGCACUGGGGGGAGCGUGUGUUCGUGGGCAGCCCCAGCCCCUCUACCACCCCCAGGCCCAGGGUCGUGGCUUAUCCCCAGCUCUGAGACUCAGACGCAGAGAAAGAAAGAACUUCUGAACACCAAGAAGGACCGUGUGAACCACUGUCAGACGAUAUGUGAGAAUAUCGUGGCACAGUCUCUCAGAAAUUCUCCAGAAUUUCAGAAACUGCUGGGCAUCGCCGUGGAGCUCUUCCUGCUGUGCAGUGAUGACGCGGAGUCGGAUGUCCGCAUGGUGGCCGAUGAAUGUCUCAACAAAGUGAUCAAGGCUCUGAUGGAUUCUAACCUUCCGAGGCUACAGUUAGAACUCUACAAGGAAAUUAAAAAGAACGGAGCCCCUCGGAGUCUGCGCGCUGCCCUCUGGAGGUUUGCCGAGCUGGCGCACCUGGUCCGGCCACAGAAGUGCAGGCCUUACCUGGUCAACCUGCUGCCUUGUCUGACUCGGAUAAGCAAGAGGACUGAGGAGUCGGUCCAGGAGAGCCUGGCUGCAGCCAUACCCAAAAUCAUGGCCUCCUUUGGAAACUUCGCGAACGACAACGAGAUAAAGGUGCUGCUGAAGGCGUUCAUCGCGAACCUGAAGUCCAGCUCCCCGACCAUCCGGCGGACGGCGGCCAGCUCCGCGGUGAGCGUGUGCCAGCACUCGCGGAGGACGCAGCACUUCUACAGCUGGCUACUGAGUGUGCUCCUAGGCCUGCUUGUUCCUGUUGGGGGUGAGCCGCCGACCCUCCUCAUCCUGGGGGUGCUGCUUGCCCUGAGGUACCUGGUGCCUCUGCUGCAGCAGCAGGUCAAGGACACAAGCCUCAAGGGGAGCUUCGGGGUGACACGCAAGGAAACGGAAGUGUCUCCUUCGACGGAGCAGCUGGUGCAGGUUUAUGAGCUGAUCCUGCACUACACGCAGCACCCGGACCACAAUGUUGUCACGGGGGCCCUGGAGCUGCUGCAGCAGAUCUUCCGGACCCCUCCCCCAGAGCUCCUGCAGGUGCUGACCACUGUGGGCGGCGGCCGGCGGCUGGGUGCGGCCAGGGACGAGCCGGGCUGCCGGAGUCGGAGCGGGAGCAUCGUGGAGCUCAUCGCUGGAGGGGGUUCUUCAUGCAGCCCUGUCCUUUCAAGAAAACAAAAAGGUAAAGUGCUGUUAGGAGAAGAGGAGGCCUUGGAGGACGACUCCGAGUCCAGGUCGGACGUCAGCAGCUCCGCCUUUGCAGCCUCUGUCAAGGGUGAGGUUGCGGGGGAGCUGGCCGCCUCCUCGGGGGUCUCCACGCCCGGGUCCACCAGCUCAGCCGCCGACUCCGUGGGCCACGACAUCAUCACCGAGCAGCCCCGCUCACAGCACACGCUGCAGUCGGACCCAGUGGACCUGGCCAGCUGCGACCUGGCGAGUGCUGCCACCGACGGGGACGAGGAGGACAUCCUGAGCCACAGCUCCAGCCAGAUAAGUGCCGUCCCGUCUGACCCGGCCAUGGACUUGAACGAUGGUACCCAGGCCUCCUCCCCCAUCAGCGACAGCUCCCAGACCACCACCGAAGGGCCCGACUCGGCUGUGACCCCCUCGGAUAGCUCUGAAAUCGUGUUAGACAGUGCCGACAGCCAGUACUCGGGGAUGCAGAUGGAGCACCUGCAGGACGAAGAGGAGGACGCCGCCGGGGUUCUCACGGACGAGGCCUCCGUUGCCCUUCCCCAUGCGCAUGCCCUGAGGAACGCGGGGCAUAGCCGCCAGUCUUCCGACAGCAGCGUGGAGAGACUCCUGCCUAAGGAGGAGGCUGCGGAACUGGGGGACCCCGAGAGCAAGCCUUGCAGGAUCAAAGGGGACAUUGGGCAGUUCACUGACGACGACGCUGCUCCUCUGGUCCACUGUGUCCGCCUUUUAGCCGCUUCGUUUUUGCUCACUGGGGAGAAAAACGCUCUGGUCCCGGAUCGUGACGCGAGGGUGAGCGUGAAGGCACUGGCGGUCAGCUGUGUCGGAGCAGCGGUGGCCUUGCACCCUGAAUCCUUCUUCAGCAAGCUUUAUAAGUCCCCCCUGGACCCCGUGGAGUACCCUGAGGAGCAGUACGUCUCAGACAUCCUGAACUACAUUGACCAUGGAGACCCCCAGAUCCGAGGAGCCACUGCCAUCCUCUGUGGGACCCUCGUCCACUCCAUCCUCACCCGGUCCCGUUUCCACGUGAGCGACUGGCUGGGCGCCAUGCGAGGCCUUACAGGAAACACCUUUUCUCUGGUGGAUUGUGUUCCUUUGCUGCAGAAAACCCUGAAGGACGAAUCGUCUGUGACUUGCAAGCUGGCCUGUACCGCGGUGCGGCUGUGCGUCAUGAGCCUGUGCAGCAGCAGCUACAGCGAGCUGGGCCUGCAGCUCAUCAUCGACGCGCUGCCGCUGAGGAGCAGCUCCUACUGGCUGGUGCGCACGGAGCUUCUGGAAACGCUGGCGGAGAUUGACUUCAGGUUGGUGAGCUUCCUGGAGUCCAGAGCUGAGAAGCUGCACCGCGGGGCCCAUCACUACACCGGGCUGUUAAAGCUGCAGGAGCGAGUGCUCAACAAUGUGGUCAUUUCUCUGCUGGGGGACGAAGACUCCAGGGUGCGGCACGUAGCUGCAGCUUCACUCCUGAGGCUUGUCCCCAAGCUUUUUUACAAGUGUGACCAAGGACAGGCCGACCCAGUGGUGGCUGUGGCCCGAGACCAGAGCAGCGUGUACCUGAAGCUCCUGAUGCACGAGAUGCAGCCGCCGUCCCACUUCUCCGUCAGCACCAUGACCAGAAUAUACAGAGGCUACAGCUUGCUCCCGAGUAUAACAGACGUCACUCUGGAAAAUAACCUCUCGCGGGUCAUCGCGGCAGUGUCGCACCAGCUCGUCAGGUCCACGACGCGGGCCCUCACGUUUGGAUGCUGUGAAGCCUUGUGUCUCCUGUCCACCGCCUUUCCGGUCUGCGUCUGGAGUUUAGGCUGGCACUGCGGGGUGCCUCCGCUGGGCGGCGCCGACGAGUCCCGCAAGAGCUGCACCGUCGGGAUGGUCACGGUGAUCCUCACGCUGCUGUCCUCGGCCUGGUUCCCCCUCGACCUGUCCGCCCAUCAGGACGCCCUUACCCUAGCCGGAAACUUGCUCGCAGCCAGUGCCCCCAGGUCUCUGAGGAGCUCCUGGAGCACCGAAGAAGAGGCCAGCACAGCCGCCACCAGGCAGGAAGAGGCCUGGCCGGCUCUGGGGGACCGCAGCCUGGUGCCCAUGGUAGAGCAGCUCUUCUCGCACCUGCUGAAGGUGAUCAACAUCUGCGCCCACGUCCUGGACGACGUGGCCCCUGGACCAGCCGUCAAGGCAGCUCUGCCUUCUCUCACGAACCCCCCUUCUCUAAGCCCAAUUCGACGGAAGGGAAAGGAGAAGGAAGCGGGGGAGCAGGUCGCUGUGCCGCUGAGCCCCAAGAAGGGCCCCGAGGCUGGUCCAGCUUCCCGACAGCCCGAUACCCCAGGGCCGGCUACAACGAGUAAGUCCUCCACACUGGGGGGUUUCUACCACCUUCCUUCAUACCUCAAGCUGUACGAAGUCCUGAAGGCCACGCACACCAACUACAAGGUCACCUUGGAUCUCCAGAGCAGCACUGAGAAGUUUGGGAGCUUUCUGCGUUCGGCCUUGGACGUCCUCUCCCAGAUUCUAGAACUGGCCACUCUGCAGGACAUCGGGAAGUGCGUUGAAGAGAUCCUCGGGUACCUCAAGUCCUGCUUCAGCCGCGAGCCCAUGAUGGCCACAGUAUGCGUUCAGCAGCUGCUGAAGACUCUGUUUGGAACCAACUUGGCGUCGCAGUUCGAUGGCCUGUCCUCCAACCCCAGCAAGUCUCAGGGCCGCGCCCAGCGCCUGGGCUCCUCGAGCAUCCGGCCGGGCCUGUACCACUACUGCUUCAUGGCGCCCUACACCCACUUCACCCAGGCGUUGGCCGACGCCAGUCUGAGGAACAUGGUGCAGGCGGAGCAGGACCAUGACACGUCGGGGUGGUUCGAUGUCCUCCAGAAAGUGUCCUCUCAGCUGAAGACCAACCUCACGGGCGUCACAAAGAACCGUGCGGAUAAGAAUGCUAUUCACAACCACAUCCGCUUGUUCGAGCCUCUGGUCAUAAAGGCUCUGAAGCAGUACACCACCACAACGUCCGUGCAGUUACAGAGGCAGGUCUUGGACCUGCUGGCGCAGCUCGUCCAGCUACGGGUCAACUACUGCCUGCUGGACUCGGACCAGGUCUUUAUUGGGUUUGUGCUGAAGCAGUUUGAAUACAUCGAAGUAGGCCAGUUCAGGGAGUCGGAAGCAAUUAUCCCAAACGUCUUUUUCUUCUUGGUCUUGCUGUCUUAUGAGCGCUAUCACUCCAAGCAGAUCAUUGGGAUUCCCAAGAUCAUCCAGCUGUGCGACGGCAUCAUGGCCAGCGGGAGGAAGGCUGUGACCCACGCCAUUCCGGCCCUGCAGCCCAUCGUGCAUGACCUCUUCGUGCUGAGAGGAGCCAACAAAGCGGACGCGGGCAAGGAGCUGGAGACCCAGAAGGAGGUGGUGGUGUCCAUGCUGCUGCGGCUCAUCCAGCACCACCAGGUGCUGGAGAUGUUCAUCCUGGUCCUACAGCAAUGUCACAAGGAAAACGAGGACAAGUGGAAGCGGCUGUCACGGCAGGUCGCCGACGUCAUCCUCCCCAUGCUGGCCAAGCAGCAGAUGCACAUUGACUCUCACGAAGCCUUGGGCGUGCUCAACACCUUAUUCGAGAUCCUGGCCCCGUCGUCGCUGCGCCCGGUGGAUAUGCUGCUGCGGAGCAUGUUCGUCACGCCCAGCACCAUGGCGUCCGUGAGCACUGUCCAGCUGUGGAUCUCAGGCAUCCUGGCCAUUCUGAGGGUUCUCAUUUCCCAGUCAACUGAAGACAUCGUUCUCUCGCGGAUUCAGGAACUCUCCUUCUCUGCACAUCUCCUCUCUUGUCCCGUAAUUAAUAGGCUCAGAGAAGGAAGCAGCAGUCCAGCGCCGGAGGGACACAGCGAAGGGAGACACGGGAAAAGUCUGCCAGAGGAAACCUUUUCCAGGUUUCUGCUCCAGUUGGUCGGCAUUCUUUUAGACGACAUCGUGACAAAGCAGCUGAGAGUGGAUGUGAGCGAACAGCAGCACACCUUCUACUGCCAGGAGCUGGGCACGCUGCUCAUGUGUCUGGUCCACAUCUUCAAGUCAGGAAUGUUCCGGAGGAUGACUGCGGCCGCCACGCGGCUCUUCACCAGCGAGGCCUCCGAUGGCAGCUUCUACACCCUCGAGGGCCUGAACGCUCACGUCCGAGCCAUGGUGCCCACCCACCCGGCCCUCGUGCUGCUCUGGUGCCAGCUCCUGCUCCUGGUCAACUACACGGACUAUCGCUGGUGGGCCGAGGUGCAGCAGACCCCGAAGCGACACAGUCUGUCCAGCACCAAGCUGCUCAGCCCUCAGGCGCUGGGAGAGGCGGACUCUGACUGGGCUUCCAGGCUGGGCAUGUGCAACCGCGAGAUCGUGCGAAGAGGGGCGCUCAUCCUCUUCUGUGACUACGUGUGUCAGAACCUGCAUGACUCGGAGCACCUCACGUGGCUGACCGUCAACCACAUUCAGGACCUCAUCAGCCUGUCCCACGAGCCCCCGGUCCAGGACUUCAUCAGCGCCGUCCACCGGAACUCCGCCGCCAGCGGCCUCUUCAUCCAGGCCAUCCAGUCUCGCUGUGACAACCUGUCGACGCCCACCAUGCUCAGGAAGACCCUCCAGUGCCUGGAGGGUAUCCACCUCAGCCAGUCGGGCGCCGUGCUGACGCUGUACGUGGACCGGCUGCUGCACACCCCGUUCCGCGUGCUGGCACGCAGGGUGGACACGCUGGCCUGCCGCCGGGUGGAGAUGCUGCUGGCCGCCAACACACAGAGCAGCGUGUCGCAGCUGCCGUUGGAAGAGUUGAACAGGAUCCAGGAGUACCUGCAGAGCAGCGGCCUGGCGCAGAGACACCAAAGACUCUACUCCCUGCUGGACAGGUUCCGUCUCUCCACUGUCCCUGAAUCACAGAGCCCCGCCCCACCUGUCACCUCCCACCCGCUGGACGGGGAUGGGCAUAUGGCCUUGGAAGCAGUGAACCCAGACAAAGACUGGUACAUCCGCCUCGUCAGGUCCCAGUGCUGGACCCGGUCGGACUCUGCGCUGCUGGAAGGCGCCGAGCUGGUGCACCGGAUUCCUGCUGGGGAGCUGGAGGCGUUCAUGAUGAACCCGGAGUUCAACAUAAGCCUGCUGGCUCCCUGCUUAAGCCUGGGUGUGAGGGAGCUCUCCGGGGGCCAGGGGAGCCCCCUCUUUGAGACGGCCCGCUUGGUGACUCUGCACCGGAUGAGCAGCGUCGUCCAGCAGCUCCCCGCCACCCACCAGCCGUACCAGCCCUCCUUCCCCCCCGAGUCCUCAGCCUACUGGAGCAAGCUCAGCGACCUGUUUGGGGACGCCACGGUGUACCAGUCACUGACCACACUGGCUCGGGCCCUGGCGCAGUACCUGGUGGUCCUCUCCCGAGUUCCCAGCCAUCUGCAUCUCCCCCCAGAGAAGGAGGAGGACGUUGUCAAGUUUGUGGUGAUGACUCUGGAGGCCCUGUCGUGGCAUUUGAUCCACCGGCAGAUGCCACUGAGCCUGGACCUGCAGGCUGCCCUGGACUGCUGCUGCGUGGCACUGCAGCUGCCAGGCCUCUGGCUCGUCCUGUCCUCCCUGGAGUUCGUGACCCACGCCUGCUCCCUCAUCCACUGCGUGCGCUUCGCCCUCGAGGCCAUUGCUGUGCAGCCGGGGGACCAGCUUCUCAGCCCAGAGAGGAGGAUGAACCCCGCCGCGGCCCUCCGAGAGGACAGAGCAGAUGCAGACUCCGCACCUCCGCAGUACGUCACCACAGCCUGUGAGCUGGUGGCCGAGAUGGUGGAGGCCCUGCAGUCGGUGCUGGCCCCCGGCCACAGACGGAACAGCAACGUGCCUGCCUUCCUCACGUCGGUGCUGAAGAACAUCGUGGUCAGCCUGGCCCGCCUGCCCCUUGUCAACAGCUACACCCGGGUCCCUCCACUGGUGUGGAAGCUCGGGUGGUCCCCCAAACCUGGAGGGGACUUUGGCACAGCACUUCCUGAGAUCCCCGUGGAAUUUCUUCAAGAAAAGGAGGUCUUCAAGGAGUUCAUCUACAGAAUCAACACACUAGGGUGGACCAGUCGGACCCAGUUUGAGGAAACGUGGGCCACCCUCCUCGGUGUUCUGGUGACGCAGCCCCUCUCAAUGGAGCAGGAGGAGAGCCAACCUGAGGAAGACACGGAGAGGACCCAGAUCCACGUCCUGGCUGUGCAGGCCAUCACCUCCUUGGUGCUGAGCGCCAUGGCAGUUCCUGUGGCCGGCAACCCCGCCGUCAGCUGCCUGGAGCAGCAGCCGCGUAACAAGCCGCUGAAAGCCCUCGACACCAGGUUUGGGAGGAAGUUGAGUGUCAUCAGAGGAAUUGUUGAACAGGAAGUUCAAGCAAUGGUUUCCAAGAGGGACAACAUUGCCACCCAUCAUUCAUACCAAGCGUGGGACCCUGUCCCUUCCCUCGCUCCAGCGACUACAGGUGCCCUCAUCAGCCAUGACAAGCUGCUGCUCCAGAUUAACCCUGAGCGUGAGCUGGGCAACAUGAGCUACAAGCUCGGCCAGGUUUCAAUCCACUCUGUGUGGCUGGGCAACAGCAUCACCCCCCUGCGAGAGGAGGAGUGGGACGAGGAGGAGGAGGAGGAGGCUGACGUGCCGCUGCCUUCCUCACCGCCCACAUCACCUGUCAACUCCAGGAAGCAUCGGGCCGGGGUGGACAUCCACUCCUGCUCACAGUUUUUGCUGGAGCUGUACAGCCGCUGGCUCCUGCCGUCCGGCUCGGCCAGGAAGACCCCUGUCAUUCUCAUCAGCGAGGUGGUGCGAUCUCUCCUUGUGGUCUCAGACUUGUUCACGGAGCGCAACCAGUUCGAGAUGAUGUAUUCGACACUGAUGGAGCUCCGGCGGGUGCACCCUUCUGAAGACGAGAUCCUGGUGCAGUACUUGGUGCCAGCCACAUGCAAAGCUGCUGCUGUCCUGGGCAUGGACAAGGCCGUGGCGGAGCCCGUCAGCCGCCUGCUGGAGAGCGCCCUCCGGAGCAGCCACCUGCCCAGUCGCCUCGGGGCCCUCCACGGCGUGCUCUACGUGCUCGAGUGUGACCUGCUGGACGACACGGCCAAGCAACUCAUCCCAGUCGUCAGCGACUACCUGCUGUCCAACCUCAAGGGGAUCGCCCACUGCGUGAACGUCCACAGUCAGCAGCACGUCCUGCUCAUGUGUGCCACAGCCUUCUACCUGAUCGAGAACUACCCGCUGGAUGUGGGGCCCGAGUUCUCUGCUUCCAUCAUCCAGAUGUGCGGCGUGAUGCUGUCGGGCAGCGAGGAGGCCACACCGUCCGCCGUGUUCCACUGUGUCUUACGGGGCCUGGAGCGUCUCCUCCUCUCGGAACAGCUCUCGCGGCUGGACGCAGAGUCCUUGGUCAAGCUGAGCGUGGACCGCGUCAACGUUCACAGCCCGCACCGCGCCAUGGCGGCCCUGGGCCUGAUGCUCACCUGCAUGUACACCGGGAAGGAGAAGGUCAGUCCUGGGAGGACAGCAGACCCCAACUCCUCAGCCCCAGACAGCGAGUCAGUGAUUGUCGCUAUGGAGCGGGUAUCUGUCCUUUUUGACAGGAUCCGGAAGGGGUUUCCCUGUGAAGCCAGGGUGGUGGCCCGGAUUCUCCCACAGUUCCUGGAUGACUUCUUCCCACCCCAGGAUGUCAUGAACAAAGUCAUCGGAGAGUUCCUGUCCAACCAGCAGCCGUACCCUCAGUUCAUGGCCACGGUCGUGUACAAGGUCUUCCAAACGCUGCACAGCACAGGGCAGUCAUCCAUGGUACGAGACUGGGUCAUGCUCUCACUCUCCAACUUCACGCAGCGCACGCCCGUGGCCAUGGCCAUGUGGAGCCUCUCCUGCUUCUUCGUCAGCGCCUCCACCAGCCCCUGGGUGUCAGCCGUUCUCCCGCACGUCAUCAGCAGGAUGGGCAAGCUGGAGCCCGUGGACGUGAACCUCUUCUGCCUCGUUGCCACGGACUUUUACCGACACCAGAUAGAGGAGGAACUCGACCGCAGAGCCUUCCAGUCGGUGUUCGAGGUGGUGGCGGCGCCGGGCAGCCCGUACCACCGGCUGCUGGCGUGUCUGCGCGGCGCGCACCAGGGCACCACGGGCUGA
Elephantulus edwardii (Cape elephant shrew) is the source of this 9849-nucleotide messenger RNA. It is a transcript of the gene HTT, whose product is annotated as huntingtin. Gene Ontology annotation, cellular component: cytoplasm; nucleus. The transcript has 71 exons. Gene Ontology annotation, biological process: microtubule-based transport. NCBI's taxonomy places the organism in Eukaryota, Metazoa, Chordata, Mammalia, Macroscelidea, Macroscelididae. The record is from RefSeq and is a predicted model, not a curated record. The coding region runs from base 1 to 9849 and encodes 3282 amino acids.